Cajanus cajan (pigeon pea) is the source of this 832-nucleotide messenger RNA. The record is from RefSeq and is a predicted model, not a curated record. NCBI's taxonomy places the organism in Eukaryota, Viridiplantae, Streptophyta, Magnoliopsida, Fabales, Fabaceae.
UUGGUUUCUCACAUACAUUUCAAUUUUCUACAGUCAACAGGUGCUUUUAUUGCUGUUUCAAGGUAUGCAAGUGCAACUCCAUUGCCACCUUCAGUUCUGAGCCGUGGUGUCGGUUGGCAGGGGGUAGGAAUUUUGUUAUCUGGCAUCUUUGGGACAGGGAAUGGAUCAUCAGUUUCUGUAGAGAACGCAGGACUCUUAGCUUUGACAAGAGUUGGUAGCCGAAGGGUUGUUCAAAUAUCAGCAGGAUUCAUGAUCUUUUUCUCCAUACUUGGAAAAUUUGGAGCUGUGUUUGCUUCAAUCCCAGCACCAAUAGUUGCAGCUUUAUAUUGCCUUUUCUUUGCCUAUGUGGGUUCUGCAGGCCUCAGUUUCCUUCAGUUUUGCAAUUUAAACAGCUUUAGAACCAAAUUCAUCUUGGGAGUCUCUAUUUUCAUGGGCUUCUCCAUACCACAAUACUUCAAUGAGUACACAGCAUUUAAGAACUAUGGUCCAGUGCACACCCACGCUAGAUGGUUCAACGACAUGAUCAAUGUCGCAUUCUCAUCAAAAGCGUUUGUUGCUGGUUCGUUGGCUCUGUUCUUGGAUGCCACAUUGUACAAGAAGGACAGCCAGACUCGUAAAGACACAGGCAUGCAUUGGUGGGAUAGAUUCAGUUCAUUCAAGACAGAUACAAGGAGUGAGGAGUUUUACUCUCUACCUUUCAAUCUAAACAAGUUUUUCCCCUCUGUGUGAUUGCAUUGGACUAUGCUGCUAGAUAGUUAGUUAUAUUGUGAAAGUAAAAAAAUGUGCACCCUUCAAUGACUCAUUGUGGGUAUUUCAUGUGAUCUUCUUCUAA